Messenger RNA from Harpegnathos saltator (Jerdon's jumping ant), 1838 nucleotides. RefSeq lists its product as uncharacterized. The transcript has 2 exons. NCBI's taxonomy places the organism in Eukaryota, Metazoa, Arthropoda, Insecta, Hymenoptera, Formicidae. The record is from RefSeq and is a predicted model, not a curated record. The coding region runs from base 283 to 1269 and encodes 328 amino acids.
AACAAGAGUCGUUUGAUAAGAAACGUACACGUGUAUUCGCGUGUUUGUUUCCUUUCUAACGGGUCCCUUUGCGACUCUUUGUAUCACCAAUCGUAUCGUAAGAUUGAUCAACAAAUCUAGAGACAGAAACACAGAAACGUAUAUAAACCACUGCAGAUUAGCAUCCUUUCGUUAGUUAUCGAGUAGAUAUCUAGAUAUUGUAAAUAUCUCAAGUUCUUCCGCUGAAUUGUCGAGGUUCGGACAUUAUUCCCCAAUUGAUAUUAAAGUAAAGUGCUCGUUAAUAUGUUCCCUCUGCCGCAACAUACCACUGAAGACUUAAGGACGUACUUUUUUGAAUAUAUGGGACCAUCGUUUCCUGAAAAAUUUAAUUGUUAUUUCAAUCCGAAUAUUUGUCACGUUUGCAAAUGGAUAAACAUAAGGAUAACGUGUAAUCGGUGUCACAUGAUUUCGUACUGCUGCGAGGUACACCAAACAAUUCACGAGGAGCAACACGCUGACAUCUGCGGAUACUUAGAAUUGUUCCUAGACGAGGACGAACGCUGGGCUGGGAAACCAUGGACCGAUGAUCUUUUGUUGGUUAAGGAUUAUAAUUAUUCCGUACUUCUGUCAGAACCGAUGACGAUCUACUACGGAAUGGAGGAUGCAAAUUGGAUACGGAAAUUGUUGAAACCUGUCUGUAUUGUUCAUGUCAUCUUCUCAAUUCCUAUGGCUGGAACCGAGGUGUUAGUUUGGGAGAUUCUCUUGCAUUUGUUGUUUUCCAGAGUGCAGCGAUUAGUAAUCGUAUUUAUAGAACAAGAUACGUCGAUUGCCAUUGGUGAAGUUGAACUGUGCGAAAGGUGCAAGGCACAUGAAAAGCGUAUUGACUUUGAGAGAACCUCUUUAGCGUACGAAGAGUAUAUUUCCGGUAUGGAAUAUGAGCGCCCGAACAUAAUUGUAAUGUUUCAAGCAAGAGUUACUAAAUUCACAAGGGCGUUCGUAAUGGAAGCGAAGCAUCAGCGUUGUCCGUUACUUAUUACUACAGAAUCUGAAGAGAAAUCGGACCAGAUAUUGCGCACAAUUCAUCGAGCUUUGGAUGCUGGGAAUGCUAGACUCUCUAUUUAUCAAGGAGAAAAUAGAUUCAGAAGUUUCGUACCAAUUAAAGCUUUUAGGAAUGAAGGUGUGACUUAUUAUAAUCGUUAUUUAGUAAUACUCGAGGAUUUGGGGGAUCCAGACAUUUUAGACCUUAUAGAGCAUAUUAGCGCUAAUAGAAGACCUAUUGGUAGAUAUUAGAUCUUGUUUAUAACUGUUAUCAACACUUCGAUACUGUCAUGGUCAAGCCAUGUGCAAGAUCGACUUCUGAGACCGAACUUGACCAAACUUGAAAAUUUAAUCAAGAAUGCAAAAAUUUUUAUUAUAUUUUAUAUGUAACUUUAUAGUCAUUUCUUGCCGAGCAGUUACUCGAAUAUAGGAUAUCGUUUUCAAGUAUUCCAGACUUUGAAAAAUUUUAGAUAUAAGAGAACUUGAACAUUUUUACAUAUUGUAGGAUUGAAAGGCAUAUUUUUAACAGUUUUACCACAAUAUAUUUAAGGUAUUUGUCUUUCGUUAUACACUUCAUCUCUCUUCGUGAUAUUCGCUUAACAACGGAUAUUUUUUUACUUAUGUAUUGCCAUUUACAUGCCAGAUUGUAUCAUCAAUUUAUACAAAACAUACAAAGCUAUAUGUGUAAACAUAUAUUUCUUAAACUAUCGAGUUAGAGUGUCUCUUGGACAAUGUUGCCAAGUCAACAUCUCUGUAUACACAACGUGUAAUAAAUUUGACCUCAAGAUUGUCAAGGUUGUCGUUUCACAUUUUAUAUAUAA